UUCGAUGUAUUUGGGUAUUCCAUAUACUUAAAUGCACUUCACCUGCAAGUUAGUAAUUCAUUUAAAAACAUUAAAAAUAGUAAAAAUGCCGUUAAUAAUAUAUUAUCUUGACGCGAAAACGAUAACGAUUUUUCAAGUGGUAGAACGAAAUAUGUAUAUCAGCAGUGUUCAUUAAACCUUAAACCCGGUCACACGAUUUCUAUCGACGGAAUAUAAUUAUAACAUAAUUACACAAAUUAUACAUUCAUAGCCACGAGUAAAUCGAACUAAGAAGUGUGCACGAUCCAAAAUGCGUCUUCCCAACGUGAACGUAAAAUUGUUGCCCUUAAAGUCGCAUUUUUUCCUCUGGAGUGGCGGCACGUCGCCGAUGACACCGUACCUGACCACCAUAGCCAAACAACGGGGCUACUCUGCAAAGCUGGUGGGUGCCGUCUUCUCAGUGAUGCCCCUCGCUGCAGUGUUUGCCCGUCCCAUUUUCGGUGCCAUGGCCGAUCACUUCCGAUGCCAAAAGAUCAUGUUCCUGUGCGUUAUUCUUGUGGUUACUCUGAUAACUGCUUCCUACGAGGUUAUGCCCGACCCACCAAAGGAUGUCAAUGACGGGCGGGAUGAGACCGCGCUUGCCACUUACCAGUUCUGGUUGUUUUGCAUCUUCUUAGCUACCAGAUACGUCACGAUCAGCAUCGUCAACACUUUAUCGGAAACCAUGUGCUUGCAAAGCUUGGGUAAAGACACGCACAAGUUUGGAGAACAACGAUUGUGGGGCUGUAUCGGUUGGGGUUCGGUUUCCAUAAUGACGGGUUGGUUGAUCGACUGGUACAGUGGUGGAAGUCAGAUAAAAAACUACACUCCCGGAAUCAUCGUGUCUAUAGUUUUCUUGUUGGCAGACUUCCUGGUUGCUUUUAAAAUAGAAGAUUGUCAAAGUGAUGUCGUAUCAAAACAUAUUUUCAAAGAUCUCAAAAAAGUGCUUAAUGAUAUUAGAGUAGUAAGUUUCCUUAUUUGGGUAGUUUUUUUUGGAAUUUUUUAUGGAAGUAUUUCUCUAUAUUUGUUAUGGCAUAUGGAAGAACUGGUCACUAGGUAUCACCCGGAAAAAUAUCCUUCGAUAAAAACAAUUGAAGGAACACUGUUUGCUAUAAAAUGUUUUGGAGGUGAAGCGCCAUUUUUCUUUUUAUCUGGUAAAAUCAUUAAUAAAGUAGGUCACCUGAAAUCGAUAAUAAUUGGUCUUGCUACUCUAUCAUUUAGAUUUUUCCUAUAUUAUAUUAUUGAAGAUCCAGUGUGGGUGUUGCCUGUAGAGUUGUUGAGUGGUCUAGGUUAUGCAUUACCAUAUUCGGCUAUGACAGCUUAUGCAAGCAUUUUAGCACCAGAAGGACUCAAAAGUACUGUUCAGGGGUUGUUUAGUACGGUCUUCCAAGGAAUAGGAGUGGGUCUUGGAAGUCUUAUAACGGGUUACCUCUUCAACGAAAUAGGAAGCAGCGAGACUUAUCUCGUUAUGAGCAUAUUGGCAUUAGUUGUUUGUUGUGCACAGACUAUUACGAUCAAGAUUAUGGCUAGAACUACAAAAUCCCAAGAAAAUGGUGACGUCAAUACCGCAUCCUAAAGUGAAACUACAAGAGGACGUCAUACGCACAUGUAUCCUCACUUUGACUCUGUUAUAUACUAACACAAAAUAUAGCAAAUUUUACGUUUAGAAUGAUCUAUUUUACUCUGUUAUAUGUAAUAUUAGGAAAAAUUUACUUAUAGAUAAAUAUAUUAUUUAUAGAUAAAAUGUAUAUUAUUUAGAGCUUCAUGAAGAUUUUUUUUUGGUAUUUGAAUUUUCAAGCAAGUUGUGAGCAAUUAAAUAAGUACAAAAAAAUUAUGGCUAAUCUUCUUACUUUUAAGUUUGUUAAUAGAUCGACUCACUUGAUUUUUCACAAUAUUAAAAUAUUCAAGUAAAAUGGAUUAUUCGCUAAACGUGCAAUUGGCCAUGUUAUAAGUUAGUAAGACGGAAAUGCGAAGACAACACACCUCUUAAUACAUUUAAGUAAUUGUAA
Messenger RNA from Myzus persicae (green peach aphid), 2027 nucleotides. Its product is annotated as major facilitator superfamily domain-containing protein 6-B-like. Gene Ontology annotation, molecular function: transmembrane transporter activity. The transcript is spliced from 7 exons. Bases 290 to 1594 code for a protein of 434 amino acids. The record is from RefSeq and is a predicted model, not a curated record. Gene Ontology annotation, cellular component: membrane. Lineage: Eukaryota; Metazoa; Arthropoda; Insecta; Hemiptera; Aphididae.